AUGGCCGUAACUAAACGCGCAGGCCGUAAGGCUAAGAAUAAGGACGACGCCCCUUCCGGCUCCUCCGGUGGGAAACAGAAGGUCAAGAAGGCGGUCUUCGAAACUCAAAAGAAGAAGGAAGUAGGGGUUACAGAUCUUACACUCAUAUCAAAGAUAUCGAACGAAGCCAUAAACGAGAAUUUGAAGAAGAGAUUCGAUAAUCGUGAGAUCUAUACAUAUAUCGGUCAUGUGCUCAUCUCUGUCAAUCCUUUCAGAGACCUCGGAAUCUAUACCGAUGAGGUGCUUUCAAGCUACAGGGGGAAGAAUCGGCUUGAGGUACCGCCGCAUGUGUUUGCUGUUGCGGAGAGUGCGUAUUACAACAUGAAUGGAUACAAGGAGAGUCAGUGUAUUAUUAUUUCUGGCGAAUCGGGUGCUGGUAAGACGGAAGCGGCAAAGCGGAUUAUGCAGUACAUCGCUGCAGCGUCUUCGACAUCAUCGACUACUAUUCAGGAGAUCAAAGAUAUGGUCUUAGCUACCAACCCACUUUUGGAAUCAUUCGGGUGUGCCAAGACUCUACGGAACAAUAAUUCUAGUAGACAUGGGAAAUAUCUGGAGAUUCAAUUCAAUGAUCAAGGAGAGCCGGUAGGAGCGAACAUUACGAAUUAUUUAUUAGAAAAGAAUCGAGUUGUUGGACAGAUCAAAGAUGAAAGAAAUUUUCAUAUUUUUUACCAAUAUACAAAAGCGGCCCCUCAGACAUACAGAGAAAUUUUUGGGAUUCAGACUCCUGAUACCUACUUAUACACCUCUAAAUCAAAGUGCCUUGAUGUACCCGGGAUUGACGAUGUUGCGGAAUUUGCGGAUACCAUGAACGCUAUGCGAGUAAUCGGACUUUCACAGGAAGAACAAGACAAUAUUUUCCGUAUGCUUUCAGUUAUUUUAUGGUUGGGCAACAUCCAGUUUGUUGAGGACGAGCAAGGCAAUGGGGCAAUUUCGGACUCCAGCGUCACGGAUUUUGUCGCCUAUCUAUUGGAGGUAGACGGGCCGGCCGUACAUAAAGCCCUGACUAUUAGAAUGAUGGAAACUGGAGGAAGGGGCGGAAGAAGAGGAUCGGUUUACGAGGUGCCUCUCAAUGUGACUCAAGCGACAGCUGUGCGGGAUGCCCUCGGAAAGGCUAUCUACAAUAACUUAUUUGAAUGGAUUGUAGACCGUGUCAAUCUUUCGAUGAGGACCCGCGGACCCGUUGCUCAUACGAUAGGAAUUCUUGAUAUCUACGGAUUCGAAAUUUUUGAGAAUAAUUCGUUCGAGCAGAUUUGCAUCAACUACGUCAAUGAGAAAUUGCAACAAAUCUUUAUCCAACUCACCCUACGGACAGAGCAAGAGGAAUAUGCAAGGGAGCAAAUUACCUGGACCCCCAUCAAGUAUUUUGACAACAAGAUUGUCUGUGAUUUGAUUGAGGAGAAACGACCACCCGGAGUAUUUGCUGCAUUAAAUGACGCCUGUGCAACAGCACAUGCUGAUCCUACGGCUGCAGACGGAACUUUUGUUCAGAGGCUCAAUGCGUUGUCUUCCAACGCACACUUUGAAAACCGCCAAGGACAAUUCCUCAUCAAGCACUACGCUGGAGAUGUCAUGUACACUGUUGCCGGAAUGACCGAGAAGAACAAGGACCAAUUGUUGAAAGAUCUUUUGGAUCUAGUAGGAGGAAGUAGCAAUGGCUUCCUAAAAACAAUUUUCCCUGAUCAGAUCGACCGAGACUCAAAGAGAAGGCCCCCGACAGCAAGCGACAAGAUUAAGUUAUCCGCAAAUGACCUUGUGACCACGUUGAUGAAAGCUCAACCUAGUUAUAUCCGAACCAUCAAGCCCAACCAGAACAAGAGUCCAACGGAGUAUGAUACCCCAGCUGUUUUGCAUCAAGUCAAGUAUCUAGGUCUACAGGAGAACGUCCGUAUUCGACGAGCAGGUUUUGCUUACAGGCAGACAUUCGAGAAAUUCGUUGAACGGUUCUACCUAUUGUCUCCCAAGACCUCAUAUGCUGGUGACUAUACAUGGACAGGCGACGCCAAGUCUGGUACGAUGCAGAUUCUCAAGGACACUUCUAUUCCAAAAGAGGAGUAUCAAAUGGGAGUGACGAAGGCAUUCAUCAAGACCCCCGAAACUCUGUUUGCUCUUGAAACCAUGAGGGACCGGUACUGGCAUAAUAUGGCCAUCAGGAUUCAACGAGCAUGGAGGAACUAUCUCCGAUACAGAGCCGAGUGCGCAACGAGAAUCCAAAGGGCUUGGAGGAAGAAGAGGGGUGGGGAGGCUUUUUUGAAGGUCAGAGACGAAGGCCACAGGAUACUUGCAGGGAGGAAAGAGAGGAGGAGGAUGAGUCUGCUGGGAAGCAGAAGAUUUAUGGGCGACUACCUAGGUAUUGGAAAUAAAGGAGGACCAGGUGAGAUGAUCAGAAAUUCUGUUGGUAUCAGUGCGAAUGAGCUCGUCUUGUUCAGCUGCAGGGGCGAGCUUCUGGUUUCGAAAUUAGGAAGGAGUAGUAAACCAAGCCCGAGGAUGAUUGUUAUGACGAAUAGAGCCAUUUACAUUAUCCUCCAGGCAAUGGUCAAUGGUCAACUGUCUAUUACCGCAGAAAGGACCAUUGUCUUGAGCUCCAUCAAAUUCGUUGGCAUGUCAAACCUAUGUGAUGACUGGUUCUCACUUGGAGUCGGCUCGCCCCAAGAAGCGGAUCCACUCCUGACCUGCAUCUUCAAGACGGAGUUCGUAACUCACUUACGAACCGCUAUGCCCGGUGGUGUCGAUGUACGGGUUGGACCUACGAUAGAAUAUUCGAAAAAGCCAGGCAAAUUAGCAGUCGUCAAGACUGUCAAGGAUCCUAGCGUGCAAAGAGGGGAUCUGUAUAAGAGUAGUACCAUUCACGUAGGGCCUGGGGAACCGCCAAGUAGCAUCUCAAAAGCUACACCAAAGGGCGCCCACGCAGGUAGAUCAGUCCCACGAGCCCAAAAGACUGUCACGCCACAGCCCAGUGCUAGUUCGCAACCGGCGCCUCAUCCAGUACCUCACCCAGUACCUCACCCAGUUGCAGCAAUCAUCAGUAACAGCAACAAAGAAAGCCAUACUCGACAGCCGUCUACCCACUCUAUCCGCGCACCACCACCGCCACCGCCGCCGCCCCCGGUUUCAGACGAACCGACAUGCAAGGCAAUGUAUGACUUCCAAGGGCAAUCCGCUCGGGAGCUGUCCCUUGCUAAAAAUGAUGUCGUUAUUAUCAUUUCGAAGGGAGAGGAAGGAUGGUGGCUCGUUAAGAGAAUGACUGGUACAGAGCAAGGUUGGGCACCAGCUGCAUACCUUGAAGAGUUACCAAGAGCUCCCCCGCCAGCUGUCAGUAGAGCAGUUCCACCACCGCCACCAAUAAAUGGAAGAAAUAGCCCUGUCCCGCCCAGCAAAGCUAAAAAGCCGGCGCCUCCCGCACCGCCGGCAAAGCGACCAAACGUUGGGAGGAAGCCAGCACCUGUAACAGAAGGGGCGGAUAGAUCGAGUUUGACGGAUAGUACGGCGAGUGGGAGCAGUGGGGCUGGGAGCUCUACCACAAGUUUUGCGGGAGGAUUAGCCCAAGCUUUGAUGGAUAGGCAGCAAGCAAUGCGAGGGAAGAAGGACGACGAUGAUGAGUGGUAG
This is a messenger RNA of Morchella importuna, 3642 nucleotides long. RefSeq lists its product as uncharacterized. Gene Ontology annotation, biological process: vesicle transport along actin filament; endocytosis; actin filament organization. The coding region runs from base 1 to 3642 and encodes 1213 amino acids. The record is from RefSeq and is a predicted model, not a curated record. The transcript has 7 exons. Gene Ontology annotation, molecular function: actin filament binding; ATP binding; microfilament motor activity. Gene Ontology annotation, cellular component: plasma membrane; vesicle; actin cortical patch. NCBI's taxonomy places the organism in Eukaryota, Fungi, Ascomycota, Pezizomycetes, Pezizales, Morchellaceae.